GUUCAACACAGCUCAAUGCAAACAGAUUGUAUACAAACAAGUAGCAAAUUGCACCUCGAAAACGUGCGACUCGCGAUGAAUUCUCCUACAGAGAAAGAAAUCUGUGGAAUUUGUGGAACUAGGAGUCUCAUUUUUCACCGCAACCUGAUGGAGGUGAAGACAAAGUUUUCAAGCACCACGGUAUUUCAGUUGCUAGAACGUUUUUCUGUGCGGGAACUUUCACAUCGACUCACGAGCUUGAUUGAGUCCGGUGCUUGUAACGAUUGCUAUGCCAAGCUGAACGAUUACGACGCAUCUUACACGAAAGCCCUAAUCAUACAGCAGGAGUUAACGAAUCUGCUGCAAAACAGUCCAUUGCGUGUAUUCGAAGAUAUACAGGAGCUGCGCGAUGAAAUUGAGGAAGACAAUGCUCUCGAGAACAAGAAGGCUGAUGAAAUCAAAUGGGUUCCACACCUGGAGCAUCCGGACGAGAUUGAUCUACCCGGUGACAAGAAACCAGCUUUCUCCAUUGCUGGAUUUGCCACUAUUCGCGUUUCUAUGGAGUGCAAUAUAUGCGGAGCAAUAUUUAACAACAUACAUGAUAUGAAGCUUCAUUCGCAUGAUAAAGUUAGUGAAGAAGAGCAGCUAAAAAUACAGAAAAGGGAAUCAUCUACUCCUUCACCAGCGCUGGUAAUUGAGACGAUGAAAUCGGAACCUACAUCAGCUGUUAAUUCUGAUGAUGAUGCUGACGAAUACAUGAACUAUACUAUCAAUGUAUUAAAAGCAACCAAAAAGGAAGAAGAAGAAGAAGAAGAAUAUUUUACCAAAGAAUGUAAAGAAGAAGGGAAAACGAAGGAAGAGUCACAACCAGAUGAGAAAACGACUGUACAAUUCCAAUGUUUUCUGUGUGAAGCCAAGCUGGAAAGUAAACAAAAUCUUAGGUUACACUUCAAAACUAAACAUCCCAACAGUGCGGAAGGACACAUAUGUAAAGUGUGUGGCAUUUCCACCAGAACUCGAGCUGCCCUCGCAAGUCACUAUGGCAAACACCUACGAGAAUCACAGUUAACCUGCGAACUGUGCAACAAACAGUUCACCCAGAGAGGAUCUUUACAGCGCCACAUGGCGAUCCACACGAAGGAGAAGACGUACCAGUGCGAUUUGUGCGGGAAACAGUACCUGCACUAUUCGUCGUUCUAUAUGCAUCAAUUAGCGCACAAGGACGUACGUUCAAAGAAGUGCAGUAUCUGUGGCUAUUCGCUGCGAUCAAAUUCACAUUUGAAGAGACACAUGCGAACGCACUCCGGUGAAAAGCCCUUUGCUUGCCCUGUGUGUGGUCAAAAGUUUUCACAAAGGUACAACAUGGUGCAACAUCAAAAAACACACACAGGAAUUAUGAGACGAACUGGUAAAACGUUUAAGUGUACCUCUUGCGAUUACGUUAGCGAUCGGAGCACACUAAUGAAAAGGCAUAUAUUAAAACACCACGGCAAAGACAUGAACAAAUUGGAAUAUUCAAAGGAGAUGGUCGAAAUCUAACGGGAUGAGGGAAUUGCAUCCUCUUAACCUUCAUUUCAUUUUUUCCCGAGUAUGUUUUGCACUUUUAAAUCUUAAUAACAUUUAAUCUAAUGAAGCUAUCAGCAAAAACUAGAUUUUAUGAAUCCCAAGGAAAACUUGUUUUCUAUCACAUAAGAAAAAAAUCAGACAUUUGCCAUUUUUUUAAAUGUACUUUUAAUUCAGAAUUCGAUUCGUACUCCUUAAUUCUAUAACCACCUGUUCGGGAAGGUAAUACAUUUUGUAGACAAGUUUUGCUUUAAUAAAAUUAAGAUAAAUAAUUUUAAAGUAACUUUAUUGAAAAUUUGAAGGUAAUAUAACAGUCAAAAACCAAUAUAUUUAUAUACGUUGCAACUCAGAAAAGGCCAAAUAACCGAAUAAAAUGCAUAACCUACCCAGGUUCGUGGCUAUAAAAAUGAAAGUGUAAAAAUGUUCAAUAGAAUAAAAAUAUGAAUCGAAAUUAAAAGGAAAAAACGAGUAAAUGUUUAGUAACAAACUGUUUUACAAUUAAAUUGAAGUCAAAACAUCUUUUAGAAUUAAAUAAAAACGCAUUUGAAUGUGUAAAAAUGCAAAAUUCAAUAAAAGUCGUAUGAGCUACCCGAGUAGGUGGCAUUGGUGGUCAUUGAAACAAAGGA
Molecule: messenger RNA, 2168 nt
Organism: Anopheles funestus (African malaria mosquito)
Lineage: Eukaryota; Metazoa; Arthropoda; Insecta; Diptera; Culicidae
Product: zinc finger protein OZF-like
Exons: 4
Coding region: 16-1518 (500 amino acids)
Biological process (GO): regulation of transcription by RNA polymerase II
Cellular component (GO): nucleus
Molecular function (GO): RNA polymerase II transcription regulatory region sequence-specific DNA binding; DNA-binding transcription factor activity, RNA polymerase II-specific
Source: RefSeq, a predicted model, not a curated record